This is a messenger RNA of Colletotrichum navitas, 318 nucleotides long. RefSeq lists its product as uncharacterized. Lineage: Eukaryota; Fungi; Ascomycota; Sordariomycetes; Glomerellales; Glomerellaceae. The annotation marks the transcript as partial. The record is from RefSeq and is a predicted model, not a curated record. The transcript has a single exon.
AUAGAGGCCAAUUUACAGUUAUUUAAUACCCUUUUGUCAAGAAAUCAAAUCUCUAACCAUAAGCUUACAGAGGUACAACAAGUUGCUAUCAUUACAGCUGUGUUGACAGGUACAUCCUAUCGCGAAGCAGCACGCCUCUUUAACUGCUCCUAUAGAGCAGUCACUAAAACACUUCAACGCUUCCGUAACAACCACACCUUCCAGUCACUACCCCAAAAAGGCCCUCCAGAGAAACUCUCAAAGCGUAAGAAAAAGGCUAUUGUCAGGUCUACUCGCAGAAACUUCCGGCAGACGUACCAAGAGCUUGCUAAAGAGUAA